UAUAAUGUGAAAAAAAUAUAAGUUACAAUGUUCCUAAAUGAAAUAGACGGUCCGAAAUAUUUUACAGUGAAGAGAGGUGUACAAUUUCACCCAUCGUAUACAUACGCAGCAGUAUUCCAUUCAUAUAGGCUGAAACCCGUGAUGCACGAUAUCUCAUGAACUUUUAUUAAAGGAAACAUUUUCAGAACAGGUAUGGCUAGUCUUGAAUUGGAAGCAACAGCUACAAAAUCAUCUUCUCGUGAUGUUGUAACGAAUAAUUCUGUGGAGAGGGAAAGAUUUAAAAAAAGAGCUUUGGCCAUUCAGCGUGAAAUUCGUGCCUACGCCACUUCAAUGAAGGUGAUGCAACGAACAUUCAUUGAUAAGCGACCUCCGUGUAUCAACUUCGAAGAUGAAGAACGGAAACAGCUUCCAUUGAUAAACCGACUUGAGAACGCCAAUCGUUUUAAUAAAAAAACACCGAAAUAUCGGCAAAGUAAGGGCUUGUCUUCAUCACUACCGCCUGCUAAGAACCAGAUAUUGCCUACAGAUGGAUUAAGAAAGCCUCAACUAUCCAAGCGAUAUGCUCGCAAUAAUCGUUGCAAAAAUUUAAACCAUGAUUCAACAACUGUUUAUAGUUUACAACCUAAAGCAAAGCAAAGAGGCUUAGCCCAACAUCAAGCCCGCCUUGAUGACCAUCAACACUGUUUACCUACGAGAAAAUUUGAAAUAAAUGGGAAUCUUAACGAACCAAUGGUUAUUGUUAAUGCCCCUUUGACUUUAAGCAAACCAACAGAAACAAACGUUCAUUCUCGUUCAGAUUCCCGUGCGUUAUUGAGAGCCCAUAUUGAACAAGAGCAUCCUCUCAUAGGCAAGCACGGACGGUCUCAAGGACAUGUUACAGACGGACUACGUAAUGAUAGUCUGUCACAGAUUGAAUUCAAUGAGGCAUUGUUUUAUCCGAACGAUUUUGAGAAACCACAAAUCGUCGCAGAAGAAGAGGAAAACAUGAAAGAAACGCAACGAAAGAUUAAAGACUUUCUAGAUAGAACAUGUGCAGAAUCUGUCUGUUCCGAUACAGAAACGUCGAACUUUUGGAGCACAGAAGACGAAAAGAAAAGGAAAGUAAGUCGUGUUUACUCUCUAAACACUCCCUAUCGGUCGAAAGCAUGUUCGACAAGAAGCAGUGUUUUAGGAAUCCAUCAUGAACCAAAGGCGAAGAAAAAACUAGGCCUGCAGCUUCCACCGAUGAUCUUGCCUCCUAUUCACACAAGUUGCGUAUAUAAGCCAAAAGCAAGGGUGUGGUCGGUAAUGAAAUCGGCUACAGGUAGCCCAGGACCAACGACAACAGGAGGCAGCAUGUUGAGUGAUGAGGACUGGGAAGAUCUAAAGAGAUGUAGGUAUUUAAGAAUUGUAGAGGAAGCUAGCACCGAGGAUGACAUUGAUGAUGUUUUUGGGUCAAACGCGAUAGAAAGAAAUAUAAUAAAUUGAAGAUAUAAACUGUAAAGUCGAAAAAUCUUUCUCAAUAUAAACUAGUCUUAAGGCCUACUGUAUUUAUAUGUGAAUUUAUGUGAUGGAUGUUGCACCACGGAUGCUUUUACUGUACUGCAAAAAACAUUAGACUGUUGUCACUAAUGACUUUUGAAGUUUUAAUAAACUUUUAAAUGAGAUAUUCAAAAUUUUAAUUUUUUAUGUUUCUCCAGUUUCGUUUUGCAUUUUUCGUAUAUAUUUUAAUUGUAUUCCGAUUCUGAAGGUGAUUAAAACGACGUAUCACUGAUAUCCCUCUCUGUUAUUAUAUCUCUUUCCUAUUCAUGCUU
Messenger RNA from Anneissia japonica, 1793 nucleotides. RefSeq lists its product as uncharacterized. Bases 193 to 1467 code for a protein of 424 amino acids. NCBI's taxonomy places the organism in Eukaryota, Metazoa, Echinodermata, Crinoidea, Comatulida, Comatulidae. The record is from RefSeq and is a predicted model, not a curated record. The transcript has 2 exons.